GUGUCAUUCCGCGUUUCUCGCUGGAGCUGUUCUACUCUACGGCCGGGACAGGCUCGCACUGCCAGGCACAAUGUCAAAAGGACCAGCUGUUGGGAUUGAUCUCGGGACCACCUACUCCUGCGUCGGCGUCUUCCAGCAUGGCAAGGUGGAAAUCAUCGCCAAUGACCAGGGUAACAGGACCACGCCGAGCUACGUCGCCUUCACGGACACCGAGAGGUUGAUCGGUGAUGCUGCGAAGAACCAGGUUGCCAUGAACCCCACCAACACGGUUUUCGAUGCAAAGCGGCUGAUUGGUCGCAGAUUCGAUGAUUCUGUUGUCCAGUCUGACAUGAAGCAUUGGCCUUUCACUGUGGUGAAUGAUGCUGGCAGGCCAAAAGUGCAGGUGGAGUAUAAAGGCGAGACCAAGAGCUUUUACCCAGAAGAAAUUUCAUCCAUGGUUUUGACUAAGAUGAAGGAGAUUGCAGAAGCCUACCUUGGGAAGACUGUUACAAAUGCUGUGGUCACUGUACCAGCCUACUUCAAUGACUCCCAGCGCCAGGCCACAAAAGAUGCUGGUACUAUUGCAGGUCUCAACGUACUCCGAAUCAUCAAUGAACCAACAGCUGCUGCUAUUGCUUAUGGUUUAGACAAAAAGGUUGGUGCUGAGAGAAAUGUUUUGAUCUUUGACCUGGGUGGUGGCACUUUCGAUGUGUCUAUUCUCACAAUUGAAGACGGUAUCUUUGAAGUGAAGUCUACUGCAGGUGAUACCCACCUGGGUGGAGAAGACUUUGAUAACAGAAUGGUCAACCACUUCAUUGCUGAAUUCAAACGCAAGCACAAGAAAGACAUCAGUGAAAACAAGAGAGCAGUUCGCCGUCUCCGCACAGCAUGUGAACGUGCAAAGCGUACCCUCUCCUCCAGCACGCAGGCCAGUAUUGAGAUUGAUUCUCUCUAUGAGGGCAUUGACUUCUACACCUCAAUCACACGAGCUCGCUUUGAAGAGUUGAACGCUGAUCUGUUCCGUGGUACGCUGGACCCUGUGGAGAAGGCCUUGCGGGAUGCCAAGCUCGACAAAUCCCAGAUCCACGACAUAGUAUUGGUUGGUGGAUCCACUCGCAUCCCAAAGAUUCAGAAACUCCUACAAGACUUCUUCAAUGGCAAAGAACUGAACAAGAGCAUCAAUCCUGAUGAAGCUGUAGCUUACGGUGCAGCUGUCCAGGCUGCAAUCCUGUCUGGAGACAAGUCAGAAAAUGUACAGGAUCUGCUGCUGUUGGAUGUGACUCCUCUAUCCCUGGGUAUUGAAACAGCUGGAGGUGUUAUGACAGUAUUGAUUAAGCGCAAUACCACAAUCCCCACUAAGCAGACUCAGACAUUUACCACUUACUCUGAUAACCAGCCUGGUGUCCUUAUCCAGGUGUAUGAAGGGGAGAGAGCCAUGACAAAAGACAACAACUUGCUGGGCAAGUUUGAACUGACUGGCAUCCCCCCAGCUCCUAGAGGCGUACCUCAGAUUGAAGUCACUUUUGAUAUUGAUGCCAAUGGCAUCCUUAAUGUGUCUGCUGUGGACAAGAGCACUGGCAAGGAAAACAAGAUCACCAUUACAAAUGACAAAGGCCGUCUGAGCAAGGAAGAUAUUGAGCGUAUGGUCCAGGAGGCAGAGAAAUACAAAGCAGAAGAUGAGAAGCAGCGUGACAAAGUGUCUUCUAAGAACUCCCUGGAAUCCUAUGCUUUCAAUAUGAAAGCUACAGUUGAGGAUGAGAAGCUUCAGGGUAAAAUCAGUGAUGAGGACAAACAGAAGAUUUUGGACAAGUGCAAUGAAAUCAUCAACUGGCUGGACAAGAAUCAGACUGCUGAGAAAGAAGAGUUUGAGCACCAGCAGAAAGAACUGGAGAAAGUGUGCAACCCCAUCAUCACAAAGCUGUACCAGAGUGCAGGGGGGAUGCCUGGGGGCAUGCCUGGUGGAUUCCCUGGUGGUGGAGCUGCCCCAUCUGGAGGAGCUUCUUCUGGACCAACUAUUGAGGAGGUGGAUUAAACACGUUGGAGCAAGCAUUCCACAAGUGGUUACUAGAACUGAAGGACCCAAACUUUGUAGCCAAGUGCAUUGACAGUACAACUCCAUGUUUUGAGCUGCUGUAUGAAGCAUUUCUGGGCAUUCUAAAUACUUGAACAUGGUGCACAGGGAGGGGAGGGUGGACACCAUUGCACUUUACAGUACUGUUAACAAGUGGAAAUGCAACUUGUAUGCUAAGAAAUAAAGAUGUAUUUAAUUGGCA
This is a messenger RNA of Alligator mississippiensis (American alligator), 2252 nucleotides long. It is a transcript of the gene HSPA8, whose product is annotated as heat shock protein family A (Hsp70) member 8. The record is from RefSeq and is marked provisional. Lineage: Eukaryota; Metazoa; Chordata; Crocodylia; Alligatoridae. The coding region runs from base 71 to 2011 and encodes 646 amino acids. The transcript is spliced from 9 exons. Gene Ontology annotation, cellular component: cytosol; nucleus; cytoplasm. Gene Ontology annotation, biological process: cellular response to unfolded protein; vesicle-mediated transport; protein refolding. Gene Ontology annotation, molecular function: ATP hydrolysis activity; ATP binding; misfolded protein binding.